AUGUCAUUAAAAGACUCAUUGCCCCUUAUCCAAAGCAAAUCUUCACAUGAGGGUCAUUUUACGUCACCAAGCCACGAUACACUCGCCAUGUCUCGUGGUCACCGUGAAAGUCAAAAUAACUCUCUGGCCAUUCACAGCCAUGAAAUCUCCAUUUCUGAUGAUAGUGUUCCUUUUUCCACGCUAUCUUCCGAAGAACAACCAUCUUCUGGGAGUUUGAGUUCGGGUUCCGCUGAUAAACAAAAUGUGAGGUACUCUACAGAACAAAUAGGUGAUAUCAUGAAGCGUCGGACACAACUUAUGGAGGACUUAAAUAUAAAUAAUAAUGUUACCGGAGGAUCCAUCACAAAAUCUUUGGAAUAUACAAAUCCAAGUUCUCUUAAGAGUGUAAUAUCGAAAGAAGAAGCUUCGGAUCGUUUAUCCAGAAAAUCAGAACACCCAAAAGCAUACUCAAGGGCAACCUUAGUAAAGGAGUUGUUCAGUGAUUUUUAUCGUUCAUUGGAAACCUACGAAACAGAAGUUCAAAAAGACCAAGAUGGUAAUAUUUUAUAUCCAGGUAUCGAGGGAGUGUUCAAUCCGUUACAGAUCAUGCGAAAUCGCCGUAUAAGAAAAUCCGAAGGUGUUUCCCUGAGAAAGGGAGUAUUUUCAAAAGUGAAGCUUCCUUCGCAAACUUUCAGCAGACAUAAAAGACCACGGUUGAUUUGGCAGAUAAAUCCUUACGAAUAUUCUGGUGAUUUUAUCUGGAGACGUACACAUUUGGCACAACUACGACGGCCUAAUGGGCAGUUAUGGCUUUCCAAAAAAUUACGCUAUAUUCGUGGUAAUCAAGAAAUAGGUAAUGGCCUACCGUUAGAUGACGGCUGGAAUUCCUUUGGAUUUAAAAGUCCCAGUGCAUAUUCAGAAAAGGAAAAGCGACUGAAUACUGAGUUAUCACUCGAUGUUAAUGAAAGUUCUGCAUCAAAGGCAAGGCACGAACAAUAUGAGAACAAAAAUCGGACAAAAAGUUUGGUUAAGAUGGUUGGUAAUCAUACAGCCACAAAUGAUAGGGCUUCUUUGUCACCAUCACGCUGGUAUCCUGGAAUGCUCACAACGUCAAAUGUCUCCGUCAGAAAGAGAGAGGCAUUGUCUAAUAGCAAUGGCUUAGCAUUACGUUCCUUUAAUAAUAAUAGAGAUUUAUCAUAUGCAUCAAUUCCCACACAUAGCAGGGAAAAUCCUGCUUUUAUUAAUUCAACAUCUGGUGGGUCAUCUGGAUCAACAUUCAAGGAAGAAGUAUUGUUAAUAAAACAAAUUGACCAUAGAUUAAAUUCAUCAAAUUUACAAAUGCGUAAUUCCACCAUUGGAUUUAAUCAAUUAUUGUCUGAAAGCAGUGCCCGUUUUUCUAGGAGGUUGAAUUGUUUUGAAACUCUUCAAGCAGAGAAUCAGAGUAAAUCAAGGAGAUUGGCAAACCAAAUAGAGGAAAUUGAUGAAAUUAUCCAUAGUCUUUCUUUGUCCAAUGGAAAGCAGUCAAUGCAACUGGAGGAACUUCUAGGUUAUUGUGAUAGAACGAAUGGUGAAAUUAACACUUCUAUUACCCUAAAGAUUCGUGACUUAAACGAAAGAUUGGACAAGUUAAUGACAAAUGAUAAUGAUACCCUCAUGAAUAUGUUUUAUAAUUUUGUUGAGAUGAUUAUAGUGCUUUUCCUUUGGAUGGUAUGGGUUGUUGUUGAAGUGCUGAGAUUUACAAAGGGUAGUGCUAGGAUUAUCCUUGGAAUAAUUAAAUGGAUUCUAUUUUAG
This is a messenger RNA of Brettanomyces bruxellensis, 1770 nucleotides long. RefSeq lists its product as uncharacterized. The record is from RefSeq and is a predicted model, not a curated record. Bases 1 to 1770 code for a protein of 589 amino acids. NCBI's taxonomy places the organism in Eukaryota, Fungi, Ascomycota, Pichiomycetes, Pichiales, Pichiaceae. The transcript has a single exon.